Messenger RNA from Halichondria panicea, 1650 nucleotides. Its product is annotated as heterogeneous nuclear ribonucleoprotein M-like. NCBI's taxonomy places the organism in Eukaryota, Metazoa, Porifera, Demospongiae, Suberitida, Halichondriidae. The transcript is spliced from 10 exons. Bases 1 to 1506 code for a protein of 501 amino acids. The record is from RefSeq and is a predicted model, not a curated record. Gene Ontology annotation, molecular function: mRNA binding. Gene Ontology annotation, cellular component: ribonucleoprotein complex; cytoplasm; nucleus.
AUGUCUUAUUCUCGUUUUAUGGAUCGUAGUUUGGACGACAUACCAUCCCACAAUAUGCGGCGUUCCCGCAGUGGAGAGGGUAGAGACCGUGGUGACAGGGCCAGGGACCAUGGUGGUGACAGGGAUGGUGAUGCCGACGAUCGUACUCUGUUUGUGGCUAACUUGAAUUACGAUACCUCCUGGCAAGAGUUGCGGGACCACCUCAAGAAAGCGGGUGCUAUUGAGAAGUGCGAUAUAUUCAAAGACUCUCAUGGCUAUUCUAAAGGAUUUGGGCUUAUUGUGUUCGGUGAUGCUGAGUCAGCAGAACGGGCACUACGGGAGUACAACGAUUCUGUACUGAAUAAUCGCAACAUGAAGCUGAGAAAGGCUCGUCCGCCUGGGGACAGGGAAGAGAAGCCACAGGAGUACAGUAGCAGCAGCAGUGACGCUAACAACAGGAGGGGCCGCCCACACAGGGACCCAGCGUGUACUGUGUUUGUACACAAUUUGGACUACAGUGUGACGUGGCAGAAGCUCAAGGAUAUCUUCAAAGUGGUUGGACGUGUGGUGGAUGUGGAGGUGUUGGAGGGACGCAAGGGAGCAGCUGUGGUCCAGUACAGUACCUCUGAUGAUGCUAUCAAAGCUAUCGCUUUGUUCCAUGGUCAGAUGCUCAUGGACAGGCCUAUGCAACUCAGGAUGGACUCCAAGUCCCCCUACCAGCCUGACCCCCUCAAACUAAAGCUCUCCUCUAUAUCAGACUCACUGGAGAGCACACGGAGAAGUGACCAUCAUCAUCACUCCCGCCAUCACUCACGUCAUCACGAAGGGCACAGUCGUCACGAGCACGUGGGCGGGCGUACUAGACAUCACCACGAGGGUCACAGCCGCCGUGAGCCCCGCCCACGCAGUCACAGUCCCUUUGAGCCGCCCACUCGUCACUACAGUUACUCCCCACCCCCUCAUUCUCCGCCCCCACGUCACAGCAAGGGAUACUCCCGACGAGAGGAAGGUUAUUAUUCCUCCCCGGAGAGAGAGGAAGCUUAUUACAGCAGAUCAGAGCGCAGGCCAUCGUCAAGCUACCCUGAACAGCGUCACCGUGGUUACGAGAAAAGUCGUUAUGAGGCACGCAGUCGGAGUAGAAGCCGUGAGAGGAGGCGAAGUUUCAGUCCCCCAGAGGUCAAAGGUGGGCGUGGUUAUAGUCCCCCAGAGGUCAAGAGUAGGCGUGGCUACAGUCCAGGGUUGAAGGAUGAGCAGCUCCUCACAAUCACCUCCGUGUUUGUCAAGAAUUUGCCAUUCGGUACCAACUGGCAGACGGUCAAGGAUGAGUUCCGGAAGGCAGGUCUAGUCAAGCGAGCUGAGAUCAAGAUGAACAAAGAUGGUCGACCCUCGGGGCUGGCUCUGGUCUGGUACAACACACACACAGAGGCUCUCGAUGCUGUCUCUAUGUUUGAUGAUACCAACUUUGAAGGUCGUCAGAUCAGUGUGCAGCUUAACAAGAUGCAACCAAGACAACAGGAGCGAUACUAAACACUGUAUAAUAAUUAUAUACAAACAUUUAAUGUUUGCUGAGUCAUUUGCUCUUUGUCUGUUUUGCUAUAAUAUACCCUAUAUAUAUAUAUACUUUUUGCAACAUGACGAUUAAACAAAAUAAUAUUGUGGUAAUUCAUUGAA